AUGUUAAGACAGGCUAAACAGGCACCAAUACAGAAAUAUUUACAGAGAACGCAACUAAUAAGGCGAAAUGCGCCCCGAAUAUACACUUUUGUACAAUGCAAAAGGACUAUUUAUAGUUUGAAUGCAAGAUCUCGAGCAGCUACUAGAUCUCCCAUAGAUUCAAAGACGAAUGGAUUGAAUGGGGCCGCUGUUUUGACCUUCGCCUUCAAGAGCUUGAAUGAAUUGUCCAAUUUCAGAAGAACGUACGUCCAAAUGAGAAUGGACCCGAAUCAGCAACCAGAAAAGCCAGCUUUAGAACAAUUUGGUACAAACUUGACAAAAUUAGCACGCGACGGUAAACUAGAUCCUGUUAUUGGCAGAGACGAAGAAAUCGCAAGAGCUAUUCAAAUCUUAUCGAGAAGGACAAAGAAUAAUCCAUGCUUGAUCGGUCGGGCUGGUGUCGGUAAAACAGCCCUUAUUGAUGGGUUAGCUCAAAGGAUUGUUGCUGGAGAGGUUCCUGACUCGCUGAAAGAUAAAGAACUAGUAGCUUUAGAUUUGGGAUCUUUGAUUGCAGGCGCUAAAUAUAGAGGGGAAUUCGAAGAGCGUUUAAAAAAAGUUUUAGAAGAAAUUGAUAAGGCCAAUGGUAAAGUUAUUGUUUUCAUUGAUGAAGUUCACAUGCUGCUUGGCUUGGGUAAGACUGAUGGUAGUAUGGAUGCUUCUAACAUCUUAAAGCCCAAACUGGCUCGUGGGUUGCGUUGCAUUUCUGCAACUACUCUAGAUGAAUUCAAAAUCAUUGAAAAAGAUCCGGCUUUAUCAAGAAGGUUUCAGCCUAUCUUAUUGAAUGAGCCAAGCGUCUCCGAUACGAUUUCCAUACUAAGAGGUCUAAAGGAAAGGUACGAAGUUCACCAUGGUGUAAGGAUUACUGAUACAGCAUUAGUCUCUGCUGCAGUUCUUUCGAAUCGUUAUAUAACGGACAGAUUUUUACCCGAUAAAGCUAUUGAUCUAGUCGAUGAAGCUUGUGCUGUUCUACGUUUACAACAUGAAUCAAAACCAGACGAAAUACAGAAAUUGGACCGCGCUAUAAUGAGAAUACAAAUAGAACUAGAAUCAUUAAAAAAAGAAACCGAUCCUGUUUCUGUCGAAAGGAGAGAAGCGUUGGAAAAGGAUUUAGAGAUGAAGAAUGAUGAACUAAGCAGAUUAACGAAAAUAUGGGACGCUGAGAGAGCGGAAAUUGAAUCUAUUAAAAAUGCCAAGGCAAAUUUGGAACAAGCAAGAAUUGAGCUAGAAAAAUGCCAGAGGGAAGGAGACUAUACUAAAGCCUCCGAAUUGCGCUAUUCAAGGAUUCCUGACUUGGAGAAAAAGGUAGCUUUAAGCGAAAAGAGUAAGGACGGAGAUAAAGUAAACUUACUGCAUGAUUCAGUUACCUCUGAUGAUAUUUCUAAGGUUGUUGCCAAAAUGACCGGUAUUCCUACAGAGACGGUGAUGAAAGGUGACAAGGAUCGCCUAUUAUACAUGGAAAAUUCCUUAAAAGAAAGAGUUGUUGGUCAAGAUGAGGCCAUUGCUGCCAUUUCUGAUGCUGUACGUCUACAAAGGGCAGGUUUGACCAGCGAAAAGAGACCGAUUGCCAGCUUUAUGUUCUUGGGACCCACGGGUACUGGUAAGACAGAACUAACCAAGGCUUUAGCUGAAUUCCUGUUUGAUGACGAAUCAAAUGUGAUUCGUUUUGAUAUGUCAGAAUUCCAAGAGAAGCAUACUGUCUCUCGUUUAAUCGGUGCACCUCCAGGUUAUGUCUUAAGCGAGUCUGGUGGCCAAUUGACUGAGGCUGUCAGAAGAAAACCAUAUGCUGUCGUUUUAUUUGAUGAAUUCGAAAAAGCGCAUCCUGAUGUUUCCAAACUACUGUUGCAAGUGUUGGACGAAGGCAAAUUGACCGAUUCCCUGGGCCAUCAUGUUGAUUUCCGUAACACGAUCAUUGUGAUGACCUCAAAUAUUGGACAGGACAUUUUGUUAAACGACACGAAGUUGGGCGAUGAUGGUAAGAUUGACACCGCAACCAAGAAUAAAGUUAUCGAAGCAAUGAAGAGAUCUUAUCCGCCUGAAUUCAUCAAUCGUAUUGACGAUAUUCUAGUCUUUAAUAGAUUAUCAAAGAAGGUUUUGAGGUCAAUUGUUGAUAUUAGGAUUGCAGAAAUUCAGGACCGUUUGGCCGAAAAGAGAAUGAAGAUUGAUUUAACCGAUGAAGCAAAGGAUUGGCUAACUGACAAAGGGUAUGACCAAUUAUAUGGUGCAAGGCCUUUAAAUAGGUUAAUUCAUAGGCAGAUUUUGAACUCCAUGGCAACUUUCUUAUUAAAGGGCCAAAUUAGAAAUGGUGAAACCGUUAGAGUAGUAGUUAAAGAUGGUAAGCUUGUUGUGCUACCAAACCAUGAGGAGGGUGAAGUCAUUGAAGAGGAAACUGAAAAGUAA
Saccharomyces paradoxus is the source of this 2436-nucleotide messenger RNA. It is a transcript of the gene HSP78, whose product is annotated as chaperone ATPase HSP78. Gene Ontology annotation, biological process: cellular response to heat. The record is from RefSeq and is a predicted model, not a curated record. Lineage: Eukaryota; Fungi; Ascomycota; Saccharomycetes; Saccharomycetales; Saccharomycetaceae. Gene Ontology annotation, cellular component: mitochondrial matrix; cytoplasm. Bases 1 to 2436 code for a protein of 811 amino acids. Gene Ontology annotation, molecular function: ATP hydrolysis activity; ATP binding. The transcript has a single exon.